Molecule: messenger RNA, 3172 nt
Organism: Penaeus vannamei (Pacific white shrimp)
Lineage: Eukaryota; Metazoa; Arthropoda; Malacostraca; Decapoda; Penaeidae
Source: RefSeq, a predicted model, not a curated record
AGGGUCGAUGUUCACCUCAGGAUAUUAUGAUUAUCGAAUUUACUACAUACUUUACGUUAGUUUUUCAUAAGACAGGCAAAGGAUAAACGCCUGUUGAAACUGACUAACUACAAAGUGCAUUCGAAUAUCCUUACAUUUGGUCCAAACGGAAGCAAACAAAAACAUUGCAUGGUUGUUUCAACAGCCUCUUACUAGAUUUAGCAAAUUCGUUAUUUAUGAUUAGAUAUCGCAUUAUAUGUCACUACUUAUUUGUUAUCUUGUGAGUUUACAAUCCAAUCUAUACUAAGUACAUGAAUCCAAACAGCUUUCAUCCUUUCAUCCACCAACGAUACCUGUGGCUUGAUUACACUAGGAAAGCUUUUACAUAUCUUGGAUUGCACCAUCUCAUGGCAGUACCGAGGAACAGGUGUUCCUGUGCCGUUUUAUCAGAAAUUUGUGUAUUCAUGAAACCACAUGAUGUCACUUUUUUACAACUUUUCUUGGCUGGUGGAAGGGAAGAUCUGCGGCAGUGAUUAUCCGUGGAGUGAGGUUCAUCUUGAUUUUCUCAGAAAGCAAAAAGUAGGUGUUAUUGUAACACUCACUGAAGAGGAACGGCUACCUGCCACAGCCAGCAAUGAUUUUGAGUGUCACUUAAUUCCUAUCAUAGAAUUUGAACCACCAUCUAUUGAGCAAAUGUGUCAUUUCAUUUCAAUAUGUGAUGCAGCUCAAGAGCAGAAGAAGGCUGUAUGUGUACACUGCAGGGGGGGUCGUGGGCGCACUGGAGUUAUGUUAGCAUGUUACCUGGUCAAAAACCAUCUUAUGUACCCUCUGGCUGCAGUACAUUUAAUACGAGAAUUCCGUCCGUACAGUAUAGAGACUCCUGAACAGGAACAAGCAGUAUGCAAGUAUAGUGAACAAUUAUCAAAUAAUGAUAACAUUCAACUCACCAGAAGAAUUUCUGAAUAUAAAUCAGAUGAAUCACCUCCAUGGUAUUUUUCCUGGAUAGUCAAGAGAGAAUUGUGUGCUGGUUCAUGGCCGCAGUUUCAAUGUAAUGUAGAAUUUCUCAGGAAUGAAGGCAUAGGUGUUGUUGUAACUGCAUGUGAUGCAUCUCCUUUGCCAACACCAUCAACCAAGGACAUAGUAAUUCAUAUGAUUCCUGUUAGUAUGGGUAAUGCUCCUUCCUUUUCUGACUGCAGUAGAUUCAUAACUAUCUGCAAUCAGGCCAGGAGUGAACAAAAGGCUGUGUACGUGCACUGCAGAAGGGGCCAGGGACGAACAGGCACCCUUCUGGCCUGCUACCUGGUAAAAUAUCAACAGCAGCCUCCAGCGAAGGCAAUUUUGAUGGUUAGAGAAAUGCGUCCUGGCAGUAUAGAGAACCUGGAGCAAGUAAUGGCAGUUCACAAAUAUUGGAACUUUUUGAACUGUGUAUGAUUUUUAGUUAAAGAUGAAUAAAGAUUUGAUAAGGAAGUGAAGCUUUUAAGGUCUCUGUAAUUGCAUUUAUAUCUGCCAGUAUUAUAGUUAUUCUCAGUGAGACUCUAGAUAUUCUGCAUCAGGCAGUUAUUUAUUAAUGAUAAAGAGUAUUAACAGAUAUAAAAGAAUAUAUUUAUAGCCAUAGAAACUUGUACUUAUGAUUGAUAGUAGGUCAUUUUAGUCUUGAUAAUCUGAAAGGAGAAAGGUAUGAAUGAGAAUGAAUAGCUUCACAGUGUAAGAGAUAUAUCUGAUUGGUCUUAACUAUAUUUUCAUCAGAAAUACAUGGCAUAAUUAUAGUCUAAACAGAUCAAGUGCAUUUCUUUUGCUGUGAUGAUAUUCCUUCUCAUUCACACCUUUUCUACAUGUGUCACAAUCAACUUGGUUCAGUAUGAAAGGAAGGGCAUUUCUCCAUACCUUUCAGUUUUCAGCAAUAAUCUGUAUAUAUCUAAAUACUAAAGUGUGUCAUAACUGACAGUUAAUGAGUGAGGUUUCAAAUGAGGCACACCGAAACUCUAGUAACAGUAGAUGUAUAAUGAACGAUUAUGUAUAUAAAGAUGUAACUAUAUUUGCUUAAUCCCAGCAUAUUUUAGGUACUGCCAAAGUGAAACCCCAGAUUUAGAAUGCGUCCCCAGAUAUAUUUGAUGAUUCUGCUGAUAUAUAUUUACUUGGAUUUAGUAAGAAAAAAAGGCAAUGUAAAUCAAACCAGACUUUUACUUUAUAUAAGGUUACCUUUAGUAUCAGUUCAGUGGAUGAGGCUAAUGGAUUUUUAAGUGCUUAUACAAUGAAUGAUAAAACUUUAAAGUUGUAAAUAUUCUUAAAGUACAAGAUUAUUAGGUCAAGACUCCUAUUAUAGCUGUUUUGUAGAGAAAAAGAUGGGAAUUCUGUAUAAAAUAUACAUCUUUUUUAGUAUGUAUUAAUUUAAAGAGAAAUUUUAUAUGUUGCUAUUCUAGUCUUACUUCUGGAUUGGAAAUCAUGAAAGGUAUGGGAUACUGAGGUCUUCAGAAAAUUACUCAGACACUUAUCUAAAGUAUGGAAUAUUUAAGAAAUGAUAAUAUAUCACUAUGGAUUAAUUCUGGAAUACUACAUUUAGGAAAUUGAUAUUCACUGUAUCUAAAGUUGUUUAAGGGUCUUCCAACAUAUUAUAUUCAAUAUACUGGCUAUAUUAAUCUAUAAGGAGGAAAUACACUUUGUGACAUGACUCAAAAAUAUCAGCACCUAUAUUUUGCCAAGGCAAAUCCAGAAAAUCAUGGGCCAUCUAAGGUGCUUUUAUAUGUUGAUUACUAAAAGUACUACGUGCAUCACUUGAACUAUUAUUUUUGCAUUCAUCACUGGCCAUUACACAAGAUCUCAUUAGCCAGUCUCAUUGUCUUUUCCAAACCAUAAUGUUACAUGUGGAGAUUCUUGAAAACAAUGUCCCAGGUCUCGGGACAACUUGAUUCAGUACAACUUGAAAGACAUUCCAUUUAGAUAGCUAUAUUCCAUGGAUCUAUACAGGAUUUUGAGUUUUACUGGCUGGCCAUUCCUCUGAAGGAAGCUCCUUUAACGUCUGUAAAGGCCUAUCCUCUUUUUUUCAGAGUAUCAGCAUUAUGUAGUUCUUAUUUCUUAUAAUGAACAUCAAGGGAAUGCUUUGAAUUGUUAGGAACAUUCUUUGUAAGUUUGCUUUUUUGAAAAUUCUUUAUAGUGGUUUAUGAUUUGAUAUUAAACAGUGAUAUUACACUUUCCA